Columba livia (rock pigeon) is the source of this 2067-nucleotide messenger RNA. RefSeq names its product frizzled related protein (gene FRZB). Lineage: Eukaryota; Metazoa; Chordata; Aves; Columbiformes; Columbidae. The transcript has 6 exons. Gene Ontology annotation, molecular function: Wnt-protein binding. Gene Ontology annotation, cellular component: cytoplasm. The record is from RefSeq and is a predicted model, not a curated record. Bases 105 to 1052 code for a protein of 315 amino acids. Gene Ontology annotation, biological process: non-canonical Wnt signaling pathway; canonical Wnt signaling pathway.
GCGCGGCCGCCGCCGCCGGAGGAGCCGCCCCCCGCGUCGGGGUCUGGCCGCUCGGGCCCGGGCUCGGCGCGGCCGGGGCGACGCCGUCGGGGCGGGCGGGCGGCAUGUGGCGGGGGCUGCCGGUGCUGGCCCUGGCCGGGCUGCUGGUGCUGGGGCGGGCGCCGGCGGGGCGGUCGGCGGCCUGCGAGCCGGUGCGCAUCCCGCUGUGCAAGCCGCUGCCCUGGAACAUGACCAAGAUGCCGAACCACCUGCACCACAGCACGCAGGCCAACGCCGUGCUGGCCAUGGAGCAGUUCGAGGGGCUGCUGGGCACCAACUGCAGCCCCGACCUCCUCUUCUUCCUCUGCGCCAUGUACGCGCCCAUCUGCACCAUCGACUUCCAGCAUGAGCCCAUCAAGCCCUGCAAGUCCGUGUGCGAGCGCGCCCGGGCCGGCUGCGAGCCCGUCCUCAUCCGGUACCGCCACGCCUGGCCCGAGAGCCUGGCCUGCGACGAGCUGCCGCUCUAUGACCGCGGCGUCUGCAUCUCCCCCGAGGCCAUCGUCACCGCCGAGGGCGCCGAUUUCCCUAUGGAUUCUAAUAAUGGCAACUGUAGAGGUGCCGGCAUCGAGCGCUGCAAAUGCAAGCCUAUAAAAGCCACCCAGAAGACCUAUCUACGCAACAAUUACAACUACGUCAUUCGGGCUAAAGUGAAGGAAGUGAAGACUAAAUGUCACGACGUCACUGUGGUAGUGGAAGUGAAGGAGAUCCUAAAAUCUUCCCUGGUGAACAUUCCAAAGGACACUGUAAACCUUCACACGAACUCUGGCUGCCUGUGCCCACCACUCAGCGCCAACGAAGAGUACAUCAUUAUGGGCUAUGAAGAUGAGGAGCGCUCCAGGUUACUCUUGGUGGAAGGCUCCAUAGCUGAGAAAUGGAAGGAUCGUCUUGGUAAAAAAGUAAAGCGCUGGGAUCAGAAGCUCCGCCACCUCGGGAAGGCGAAGGGAGAGCCUGGCCACGGUGACUCAGCUCCAAAGCCCGGCAAAGCCAGCAGCGCCCGGCAAGCGCGUAGUUAGGUGUGGGACGCCACGCGGUGACACGCAGGGGACUAUCCGCCAAGACUUCAUUGUUGGAGCUGCAAAGGAGAAAUUGCACUAUUGCACGUUAUAUUCUAUUGUUUACUGCAAAAUAAUGUUUUAGCUUAUAUUAGUUUUUAUUCUCCCUCUUGUUUUCUGCCUUUUUUUUGGAUGUGUGCAAGCUCUGGAAAUGGAAAUAUAUAUAUAUAUAUAUAUAUUAUUUUUCUGUUUCUAAGAACUGUAGAAAACUGCCCUUAUGAGAUGAGGAAAGAUAAGGACAUGCAGAAUUUACCAUUUUAUCUCCUGAAUCUUCCUAGGGAGAAAGUUCUGAUGCAGGCAGGAAUGAGAUCUGGCAAAGACCAUCGCUUGAAGGCCUGACUCACACUGGCUCCCCCCUUUCACUCUUUCUUGGUCUCUGUCUGCUGAAACUUGUGUCGGGGGGAGGUUGUUGAUCUGUUUCUAAGUGCUUAACUUUUUUUAUUCUGAAAUAUAAUUCCGCAAUACAUAAAGAAAUGAUGUUAAGAGAACUGUUUUAAUAAGUACACCUUUGUUUUCUGCCUCAUAAAUAAACCACUUGUGUAAGCCAAAGUCUAAUUUAAAGUAUUUCCCGUGACAAACACGGUGUGUUUGUACACAGGGGACCUGGGUUUUCCAGCACUCUAGACUUACAGGAAAGGUUGUAUAGUUCUGUUACUGCAGGAUAUAAUUUAUAAUACACUUCUCUUAUAAUGGCAGGAUUUUUUCCCUUUUCUUUUUUUUAUUUCUUUCUCUUAUUUCUUUUAUUUCUUUUCUUUCUUUUCUUUCUUUUCUUUCUUUUCUUUCUUUUCCUUUCUUUUCCUUUCUUUUCUUUCAUCUGCUGAGUUGUAGGAGUAGACUGACUUACCAGACCUGCUUCUCAGUACAGGUCUGCACUUUAUCCUUCUGAUUUUGUGGUGUUAUUCUUCAAUCUGUGCCUACAUAAACAAGUGUUCAAUGCUCAGUAAAAUAUGUCCAAUAAAAGAAUUGUAGUUGUCAA